Apis dorsata (giant honeybee) is the source of this 1029-nucleotide messenger RNA. Its product is annotated as muscarinic acetylcholine receptor M3-like. The annotation marks the transcript as partial. The transcript has a single exon. Gene Ontology annotation, cellular component: membrane. The record is from RefSeq and is a predicted model, not a curated record. Gene Ontology annotation, biological process: G protein-coupled receptor signaling pathway. Lineage: Eukaryota; Metazoa; Arthropoda; Insecta; Hymenoptera; Apidae. Gene Ontology annotation, molecular function: G protein-coupled receptor activity.
AGACGAUCCACAUCAACCAGGAAUCAAGAAGAAGAACUGUCAAUUUUAAGCUCGAAUUGUACAACGAAUGUUUUAUGUCCAAAGUUCUCUUCAAAAUGCGCCGUAACUUCGUUCAAUCAACUGAACUAUUCGCGCAGUCCUUCAAGAUCGGCGAUUGAGGAAUCCUUAUGGGACCAACCAUCAUGGGAACAAAACUCAUGUGGUAUAGAGAAAGAUAGAAAGAUUUCGGGAUGCGACGAAGAGAAGGUACAACAAAUAAUAGAAGCAGAGAGAUGGAAAAAUGAUAGCGAAGAGCAAGUUAACCAAUCCGAUAACGAUGCAUCAAUUAAAACUAUCGUCGAAAUUUGUGAUAAAUCGAAAUCUGGUUUAGUAAUAAAAAUAGAUGAUAUACCAUAUGUGGACGAUCUCGAAGCAAUGGAAACAGUUUUUUCAAACGAUUGUACCAAGAUCAAAGAAUCGACAGAGAAAAAUUCAACGAAUAACGGAAAUAAAAUAGAGAGAACGACCAGUAGAGCUUCCUUCCUCAUAGAAUCGGCUCUUUGGAUGCAAAGAUUGAAUUCGAAAACAUCUACAGAUAGUGAUCGAUACGAUGACUCGAAGUCAAACACUCCUGAUCGAUCGACGAAGAAGAAACCUAUAAUUAUUCGUAGAGAAUCGAGAUUUAAGAGUGUCAGAAAAUUUAGGAAUCCUGAUGGAUCACCAAGGAUGAGCAAUAAAGACAAGAAGUUGUUAAAAAUGAUUUUAGUGAUAUUCUCGUCGUUUCUCGUUUGUUAUUUACCUAUUACAAUUACGAAGAUUUUUAAAGAUUCUAUUGAUUGGAGAGGAUUAAACAUCGCGGGUUAUAUCUUGAUCUAUUUGACCACUUGUAUAAAUCCUGUUGUUUAUGUCGUGAUGAGUUCCGAGUAUAGGAGCGCUUAUAAAAAUGUGUUGCUUUGUAAAAAUGAAUUUGGAGCCAAUCAUGCAACUAAAAAAUCACCGAGAUAAAAAAUAUUUGAAUAUGUUCCUGUUUGAGAUAUUAUAUUAAUAUUA